Molecule: messenger RNA, 1682 nt
Organism: Dendronephthya gigantea
Lineage: Eukaryota; Metazoa; Cnidaria; Anthozoa; Malacalcyonacea; Nephtheidae
Exons: 1
Coding region: 312-815 (167 amino acids)
Source: RefSeq, a predicted model, not a curated record
GUUAUUCCGUCAAAGGCCCUGACAAUGCUGUAUGCAAACACUGCAAGGCAUCUGUCCGCCAUCACCACAAAACUGCAUCUGUCAAAGCCAACCUUCUGAAAUGCCCCAAGUUCAAAAAAGUAUUUUUGGACAGGGCUGUCAACGACCACCCAGACUGGUGGAUUGAGAAAAGGGGCACUACAAAGAAGUCAACCGGGUCAACAUCCUCGAAAAGCACUUCGUCUGUUAACCGCAUUAAGUCACAAUCAUCAGUAAGAUCAUUUGCCAUACCCCUGUUCAGUGCCUCAGAACAAAAGCGGUUCAAUCAUGAAAUGGCAAUGUAUUUUUACUGCACAGGGUCAAGUUUCCAGAGAGUUGAAGAUCCAUUUCUUUUUCGGGCAAUCCAAUUGGCACGUCCAGGUGCUAAAUUGCCCACACUCAAGCAGGUAGCAGAUGAUAGUCGUGGGGGCCUGCUUGAUGAAUGUUACCAGAGGGUAAAGGAGGAGGUCAAUAAAGUGCAGCUUUCCGCUGAUGAUCUCUUUGUCUGCAUUACAAGUGAUGCAUGGUCGAAUAUAUCGAAUGAUCCUGUUGUCAACUAUGUGGCCGUGUGUCCAACAAAAUCACUAUUGUUGGAAGCAGUACACACAGAAGAGCAAAGUCACGAUGCCGAAUGGCUUUUCACAGAUCUAAGUCGGGUGGUAGAUAGUCUCGGAGACAAUGUAGUUGGUGCAGUUACAGACAACACAGCAACAAACAAAAAGGCAUGGAGUGAUUGGAAAAGAAAUACCCAACCCUCUUUUUCCAUUGUUGUGUGUCCUAUGGGCUACACCUUCUAGUGAAAGAUGUCUUUGCAGCCAAAAAGAAGGAUGCCCCUGAUGGUGGUCCUGCGGAGUAUCCAGCUGGCUACCCAUUUAAAGACCUGCUUCAGUUUACCCUCGACUGUAAAGAUGUUGUUUCCUUUUUUCAUAAUCAUCACGUCCCUAAGGCAAAGCUAAAGAAAGCACUGGCUGCAGCUAAGUUGAGUGGUUUGGUCCAGCCUGUACCAACACGUUGGGGCACAUUGAAUGGCUGCUUGACAUCGUUGCGAAAGGCUGAUAAUAUUCUUAAUGGUUUAGUAUCUGAGUGGGACUUCGUUACCAAGGGAAAUGCCAAACAAAGGGAAAAGCGUGUGGCAAUUAAAGCAGUGAUCACAUGAUUUUGUUGUCAAGCUUGAUGAAUUCUUAACGAUACUGGCACCAAUCGAUAUGUACAUAAAGAUCUUCCAAAACGAUGCGGUCCCAAGCUCAGAUGUGUACAAGGCGUUUGUUGCGCUAGAGAAGCAGAUGCGCAGCCUAAAGAAUGGUGAUUCUGACAAGAAGGCUUACUUGGUAAAGCUGGUGCGUGACCGGUUUGAUUUUAUGUAUGGAGACGCUCAUGGUGUGGCCUAUCUUCUAGAUCCAAGAUACCUGGGUGAUGGAAUGCUGCAAAAUGGUUGUAUAAGAAUAUACUGCCUUUCGGAUUGAAGCGCUAAGUGAAAGACAACAGAAAACAUUCCGCUUUAUAAUGAUUGGCAAAUCCAAGUCAGUACUCCAGUGGUGAUUAGCAAACAGCACAGAUUGGCCAUUACUGCAAAACCUGGCAGUGCGUGUUUUUUCCAUGGCAGCAUCAAGUGCUGCCUCAGAGCGGAAUUUUUCCACCUUCGGAUUCAUCCAAUCCAAAUUAAG